UAACGCGUGUUUCCGAUUUGAUUUGGUAUGAAUGCACAUCACGUGUACAGCGGCAUGCGGUAUUGCUUCUGCGUUUGCGCGCUGCUUUGCGCGCUUUGCCUGUCUUGCCAAAACCCACAGCCUGCGCCGCGCCUUUCCAGAAAUUCCAACGAGACUUCAACAUUUGGUUGUGAUCAUUCUUGUCUCGUACUACGUCCAUCCAUCAACCAAAUUCACAUACAUACCUGAAGAUGGCAAAGCGCACAGUCAAGGCCGGUAUCACCGGUAAAUACGGUACCCGUUAUGGUUCUUCCCUUCGUCGUCAAAUCAAAAAGAUUGAAGUUUCCCAACACAGCCGUUACACCUGCACUUUCUGCGGAAAAGACACAGUCAAACGUCAAGCUGUCGGUAUUUGGGAAUGCAAAUCAUGCAAAAAGGUUAUCGCUGGAGGAGCAUGGACUGUUAGCACAACUGCUGCCGCCACUGUUCGCAGCACAAUCCGUCGUUUGCGUGAAAUGACUGAAGCAUAAAGUGGUUCACUUUUUCGACAAUUCUCGCCAACACCACCUUUUGCAUACUUUUUUGUUACACUAGCAAUGUUCUGAUUGCAAACGCUUUCUGAACAUACCAUUUUACAUCACACAAAAAUUCAGACAAUUUCUCUGUUCUCAGACAUUGGGUGUGUUGCAGGCAUGCAAGAUGAUGUCUAUUAUAUGAAACGAACAGCAAUACAAAGUGAGAUUAACGUGGUAGUGCAGAAUAGGCUCCGCUACGAUCGACAACUGAGCCAGGUAAACGUCUUCCUGUCAUGCGUAGGAUGAAUCGGUCUACUGCCAUUUCAAUCGCGCCAGGACCGCCUGCUUUGUGAAUGAGAUAAGAGAUGAUGAAUAAAACGGCAAAGAAUCCAAACAGAAAUGAAACUGUCGAGAUUUGACUUCCUU
Messenger RNA from Meira miltonrushii, 920 nucleotides. RefSeq names its product putative RPL43B-60S large subunit ribosomal protein. Gene Ontology annotation, biological process: translation. Gene Ontology annotation, cellular component: ribosome. The transcript has 2 exons. Lineage: Eukaryota; Fungi; Basidiomycota; Exobasidiomycetes; Exobasidiales; Brachybasidiaceae. The record is from RefSeq and is a predicted model, not a curated record. Gene Ontology annotation, molecular function: structural constituent of ribosome. Bases 231 to 509 code for a protein of 92 amino acids.